Molecule: messenger RNA, 9522 nt
Organism: Rhinolophus ferrumequinum (greater horseshoe bat)
Lineage: Eukaryota; Metazoa; Chordata; Mammalia; Chiroptera; Rhinolophidae
Gene: ADAMTS5
Product: ADAM metallopeptidase with thrombospondin type 1 motif 5
Exons: 8
Coding region: 284-3070 (928 amino acids)
Biological process (GO): extracellular matrix organization; proteolysis
Molecular function (GO): metalloendopeptidase activity; zinc ion binding
Source: RefSeq, a predicted model, not a curated record
CUCUUUCAAUUUUUUCCCCCGUCUUUCCGGAGCACGAAUCCAAACAUUUUCCAAACCAACAAAGAAAAGUUCGCACGCUGGCACGGUGGCUCGGACGGGCUGGCACUGCUGCCGGGUCCCCCUCCCUCCGACACUUAACUCAACUUGCAAGCAAGUGUGUGUGUGUGUGUGUGUGUGUGUGUGUGUGUGUGUGCCCCUACCUCCCGCCCCGGUAACUUCCAUAGCGAAUAACGAAUACCCAUAAAGUCCCUGCCGCGCAGCCCCUCCCCGCGGGCAGCGCACUAUGCUGCUCCGGUGGGCGUCCCUGUUGAUGCUGUGCGCGCUCCGCCUGGCCCUGGUUGCCGCCGGCUCCGCCGCCGCACCUGCCCAGGAUAAAGCCGGGCAGCCUCGUACUGCUGCAGGGGCCGCCCAGCCCCACCGGCCGCAGGCGGAGGAGGCGCAGGAGCGGGCCGAGCCUCCGGGCCAUCCGCACGCCCUGGAGCCUCAGCGCAGGAGCGGCGGGCUCGUGCAGAACAUCGACCAGAUCUACUCGGGCGGCGGCAAGGUGGGCUACCUAGUAUACGCCGGGGGCCGGAGAUUCCUCCUUGACCUGGAGCGGGAUGAUUCGGUGGGCGCCGCUGGCUUUGUGCCCGCAGGAGGCGGGCGGAGCGCAACCCGGCGCCACCGGGGCCACUGCUUCUACCGGGGCACGGUGGACGGCAGCCCCCGCUCCUUGGCUGUCUUUGACCUCUGCGGUGGUCUCGACGGCUUCUUCGCGGUUAAGCACGCGCGCUACACCCUGAAGCCACUACUGCGCGGGCCCUGGGCCGAGGCAGAGGCUGGGCGCCUGUACGGAGACGGGUCGGCUCGGAUCCCGCACGCUUACACUCGCGAGGGCUUCAGCUUUGAGGCCCUGCCGCCGCGCGCCAGCUGCGAGACGCCCGCAUCUCCGCCAGGGCCGCGGGAGCGCCCCCCUCCGCAUAGCAGCGCGGACCGACGCUGGACGCUUGCCCCGCAGCUCCUGGACCAGUCGGCUCCCUCGUACGAUGGGGACCAGGGACCACAGACGUGGUGGCGGCGGCGGCGCCGCUCCAUCUCCCGGGCCCGCCAGGUGGAGCUGCUCCUGGUAGCUGACGCGUCCAUGGCUCAGAUGUAUGGCCGGGGCCUGCAGCAUUACCUGCUGACACUGGCAUCCAUCGCCAACCGGCUGUACAGUCACGCCAGCAUCGAGAACCACAUCCGUCUGGCCGUAGUGAAGGUGGUGGUGCUGGGCGACAGGGACAAGAGCCUGGAAGUGAGCAAGAACGCGGCCACCACUCUCAAGAACUUUUGCAAGUGGCAGCAUCAGCACAACCAGCUAGGAGAUGACCAUGAUGAGCACUACGACGCGGCCAUCCUGUUCACUCGAGAGGAUUUAUGUGGGCAUCAUUCAUGUGACACCCUGGGAAUGGCAGACGUUGGGACCAUAUGUUCUCCGGAGCGCAGCUGUGCUGUGAUUGAAGACGAUGGCCUCCACGCAGCUUUCACUGUGGCUCACGAAAUUGGACAUCUACUUGGCCUGUCUCAUGAUGAUUCCAAGUUCUGUGAAGAGAAUUUUGGUUCCACAGAAGAUAAGCGCUUAAUGUCUUCCAUCCUGACCAGCAUUGAUGCGUCCAAGCCCUGGUCCAAAUGUGCUUCAGCCACCAUCACAGAAUUCCUGGAUGAUGGCCAUGGUAACUGUUUGCUAGACCUACCUCGCAAGCAGAUCCUGGGCCCUGAAGAACUCCCAGGACAGACCUACGAUGCCACCCAGCAGUGCAACCUGACCUUCGGGCCUGAGUACUCAGUGUGCCCUGGCAUGGACGUUUGUGCUCGCCUGUGGUGCGCGGUGGUACGCCAGGGCCAGAUGGUGUGUCUGACCAAGAAGCUGCCAGCCGUGGAGGGGACACCCUGUGGGAAAGGAAGGAUUUGCCUGCAGGGCAAGUGUGUGGACAAAACCAAGAAAAAAUAUUAUUCAACAUCAAGCCAUGGCAACUGGGGGUCCUGGGGGUCCUGGGGCCAAUGUUCUCGCUCAUGUGGAGGAGGAGUACAGUUUGCCUAUCGCCACUGCAAUAACCCAGCCCCCAGAAACAAUGGCCGCUACUGCACAGGAAAGAGGGCCAUCUAUCGUUCCUGUAGUGUUAUGCCCUGCCCAGCUAACGGUAAAUCUUUUCGUCAUGAGCAAUGUGAGGCCAAAAAUGGAUAUCAGUCUGAUGCAAAAGGAGUUAAAACAUUUGUGGAAUGGGUUCCCAAAUACGCUGGCGUCCUGCCAGGGGAUGUGUGCAAACUGACCUGCAGAGCUAAGGGCACCGGCUACUAUGUGGUGUUUUCUCCAAAGGUGACUGAUGGAACUGAAUGUAGGCCAUAUAGUAAUUCCGUCUGCGUCCGGGGAAGGUGUGUGCGAACUGGCUGUGAUAGCAUCAUUGGCUCAAAGCUGCAGUAUGACAAGUGUGGAGUAUGUGGAGGAGACAACUCCAGUUGCACAAAGAUUGUUGGAACCUUCAAUAAAAAAAGUAAGGGUUACACUGAUGUUGUGAGGAUCCCCGAAGGGGCAACCCACAUAAAAGUCCGACAGUUUAAAGCCAAAGACCAGACUAGAUUCACUGCCUACUUAGCCCUAAAGAAGAAAAAUGGUGAGUACCUUAUCAAUGGAAAGUACAUGAUCUCCACUUCAGAAACAAUCAUCGACAUCAAUGGAACAGUCAUGAACUACAGCGGCUGGAGCCAUAGGGAUGACUUCCUGCAUGGAAUGGGCUAUUCAGCCACGAAGGAAAUUCUAAUAGUGCAGAUUCUUGCAACAGACCCAACGAAAGCAUUAGAUGUCCGUUACAGUUUUUUUGUUCCCAAGAAGUCCACUCAGAAAGGAAACUCUGUCACUAGCAAUAAAGUGGGAUCACACACGCCACAGCCGCAGUGGGUGACGGGCCCAUGGCUCGCCUGUUCUAGGACCUGUGACACGGGCUGGCACACCCGGACGGUGCAGUGCCAGGAUGGAAACCGGAAGUUAGCGAAGGGAUGUCUUCUCUCUCAGAGGCCUUCUGCAUUUAAGCAAUGCUUGCUAAAGAAAUGUUAGCCUGUGGUUUUGGUCUUAUGCAAAGAUCAACUGGAUGAUUCAUCACUGAUUGGUUGUGGUGAACAAGAGGUCUACCUAAAGCAUAGAAAGUCACGCUUCGGUGUUGUCGUCGACAGGAGUCCGAUUAUGGGCAGAAUCUGCUCUCCGUGACCAAAGGAAGAUGUGCACUAUUUCAUGUGACAGUGGUGACCUUGGAAUAUAGAAAAACUUGGCAGUUAGUGAACACCCCCUAGGCCUAGCAGAAUGAAAAAACCCUGAUGAAUGUAGAAUCAGGCGACAUUUGAAGAUGGCAGAACAGCCCCCACCCUUGUCACCUACCUCUUACAGAAUGUCUUCAAAGGCAUCAUAAUCAUUUUUACCCAUAAUACACAGUAGCUUAUUUUUACUGUUUGUAGAUAUAUUCUCACUUGGUAUGUCACUUUAUAUCACUUGGUUCUAUUAAAAAAAAUAUAUGUAUAUAUAUAUGUAUAUGUGUGUAUAUACAUAUAUAUUUCUAUAUAAAAAAAAUGUGUUUGACCAAAGUAGGUCUGCAGCUAUUUCAGCUUCUUCCAGUUUCCAGAAAAAGCUGUGGAUAUUUUACUGGAAAUUACGAACUUGCUGCUGUUUUAAGAAGAUUUAAUAUACUUUCAGACAACGGAGAUAAAAUUUUAGUCAAAAACCAUUUUGACAGCCAGCAUCUUCUGAGAAAUUCUGAAAAGAAAAAGGAUCUCAGCGUAUUUAGUCAUUUAAAUACAUACACAGAUCCAUCUUCUUAAACCUUUGACGGCCUGUAUUUUUUCAGGCAGCCAGCCAAAUUAAUGCAUAAUUAGGUUGUAGAAGUAGUGUUUGCGUGUGUGUGUGUGUGUGUGUGUGUGUCUGUGUGUGUGUGUGAUCGGUAUUCAAGAGUCUAAGAAUUAGUUUCCUCAUGUUAAAAUUUAAAAGGAAAAAAGCAUACUUCACCAUAUUUUCAAUUUAUAUUUUCACAAUUGCUUUCCCUUUCUAUGGCUCUCAUCUUAUAUCUCACAAUGUGUAAUAUACAUGCAAUACACACAGCAAAGAGUUUUCUAAUCACAUUCAACACUUUCAAAACUGGUAUACCUCUUACCAGCAAGCCUCUAAAAUGUUUGUUUUUGCUUGUUUGUUUUGUUGAAGGGUUCUGUAAAACCUAUAAUGUUUUGUACUUCUUGUCGACUUAGUUUAAUAAGAAUAUUAAAGAUCACUUAGUAGUUAGCCACAUCUAGAAGUGAUUAUCAUUAAUGUGGCUAGUGCAAAAAAAAAAGUGGUUAAUAUCAAUAAGACUGUUUCCACAUCAUAUAGGCAAUAAUUCCUUGUAUUUUUUAAAAUCCAAGUAAAUGAAUACUGCACUUAAGAUUUUUCCCAAUUGGAAAGCAUUUGGUUGUAUCAGUAAGUGUUUGAGUGAUGAAAUGUGAUGAUUUUUGAGGUUUGUUGCUUUUAUUUCCAUAGCCUGUCUAGGUAGGUUAUAAGAUUGAAUAGUUAGACAUGAAAAAUAUUUAUAAUCAUAUGCAUAAAAAUUGCUUUUUAGACAGUAAACUGUAUCCCUCCACCCCAGAAAAAUCCAAGGUGUUUCAUUGCAUUGGGAUUUCUUUUUCUUUGUGAAGUAUCACAAAGCCACUUAUCUUUAUAAAAUUGUAUAAUAAUCAUACCAAAUGUGCCUAUGGUGAAGAAUUGCAUAUGAGGAUGUUAGGGGACCAUUGUUUGAGUCCCCUUAAGCUCAUGAGAGUUUAUUUUUAUUAUAAGAUAUUUUUAAUAUAAAAGAAUUAUGUAAUUGAUCUUGCUAUAUCACAUUCAUUUCAGUGGACCAGGAGAAUGGGUGUCUCACUGCUUUAAGUACUUUCUUAAGAAAUUAUUUGAUAAAAUAAUGAUUUUACAAAACUGAUAAUCAUCUUUCAGAUUUUCAUAGACUGACUUUGCUUGAAACGUGGUCAUUUUUUCUUAAUAAAUGGUCAGUUAGACAGAUGAGGCCUAUACAAGACUGGUUGGUACCCUGCAUGUGAUGGAGGUCAACUAGAUAUCAGAGCAGGCAAUAAGGUCAUUCAAAUGAGUCAGAAAAACAAAAUUUAAAUCACGCUCAGAAUUUGACUAUGCAGAGAAAAUUAAUAGAGAGUCCAACAUUACUUUUUCCAAUUUUCAAAAUAAUUUUAAUCAACUAAUUCAAUUAUGACAAACUUUAUUUUUAUCUUUUGUGGGUAUAUUGACGGCAACAUUAAAAGAUAAUUGAAGAGUGAACAGGAUUGUCUCCUACUCUGCUUCUCUAUACUGUAUUCAUAGAUUUUUUUAAAAUAUGAUUUAUCAAUGAUUCAUUGUUCCCCCAAAUAAUGAAGUUUUACACUUUUCAUUGAAACAAUCCUAGAGAGCUUAGAACAAAUAAACCACUAUUCCAUGCCUUUAAGGAGUUUUCUUUAGUGUUUUUUGGAUUUUUUUCCCCUGCAUAUCAAUAGAUUGAGUAAGGAAUAUAUGUCUAAACUCUUGAGAAAAAUGAUUUAGACUGGAAACUAAAAUUAGAGAAAUGGAGUGUUUGGUAGAUAUAAAGAAUGAUAAGCAAAGGGAAAAUCCUCUAUAAUACAAUCUAAUUCAGUCCAGUUUGACUUUGAACUAUUCCUUUCACCUUCCCAUAGUGGCAUCUUGAAUAAAGAGCCUAGGAUUCAUGAUGCUAGGUCCUACUUUCUCAAAAAAGAGAUUUUCUGAAAAUGCUCAGGUUAGUAAGAAUCUAAUCUCACUCACAAAACUAAACACUCUAGAUUAAGUUUCGUUAAGUACACAGAGAAUCCAGAAGAAAAUAACAUUUAUUUCUUCUAGAACAGACAAGGUCAAAUUAAGCCCUGCCUUGUUGUUUAGAGAUUUAAGGGCAUAGCUUUAAUUUAUUCAACAAAUUCAAUUUACUUUGCCUUCCUGUGGAAACAGUUUUAUCCCUUCAAACUAAAAAUUAAGGGAUUAAUCACAAACAAACAAAAAAGUUGCAGCACUGAAAAAAAGUAAUUUAUUGUUUUUGCAACAGGUAUGUGAAUUUGUGUGAUAAAAUUAUUUAUUCUUUAUUUAACAAAAAUAUGUGCAAAUUCUAUAUUUAAAAUGUUUUGCUGUUGUCCUACUUUUUAAUUUAUGCUUCAUGUUUGUGUAUAAAUUACACUUUGUGAGUUUACAUAAUAUGCAGCACUGGUUGCUUUUGUAUUUUUUUACAGAAAGCUUUGUGUGUGAAACAGGUGUUUAUGUAUAUAUUCCUCAUGUAUCCUUAUUCUGAUACUAUAGUUUUCCUUUCUAAGGAAAUUUUAAAUUUAGUCUUUCAUGAUCAGUAGUGCCCAUUAUUUGUAGUUAUAUUAAUAGGUCUUUUAGUUUCCAUUAAUACUACGUUUUCCAAGUCACAAAUAAGAAAAACACUUAUUCAAGCAACUAAGGUCCACAUUUUAAACUUGGUACAUGGAUAGCCUGGAAGCUUCCCAUUGAAGCUAAGACACAGUUGAGAAUCAGGUCCAUUCAUUUCACUGAUAAACUUGGACAAAGAGUUGUUGAUGGAUUAUAUCAAAGUCGUGUACACAUAACUUCCAAGUGCUAUCAAUGACAAUAAAACCAAAUUUUGUCUUUCGCUGCUUUAGAAACACUCUUUAAAAAUUAACAUCAUGUAGUCUUUAGUGUCUAUAGGAAUCUACAGAGAAGAGUACACAUGUUGGAUUUAAAGGACUCAAAUGUUAGUCAUAACUUUCUACAAAUGUGCCACCUCCAUUGAUAAAGUGUGACCUUUUACUCCAUUGGUAAAGUGUGACCUUUUACUACUACUAAUGAAUCUCAUGGAAUCAUAAUAGGAUUUGGGGUUAGCAGGGACACCUCUGAUCAUAUUAGCUUGCCUCUGACAGAUUUCCAUCUGGUCACCCCAGGACACACAAUUGACCAGAUCAAUCUCUGGCUCUGAUGUUUCUCCCAUUGAUCCCUCCCUUAUUAAGAAGGUCAUUAUCCUGGUUUAGGUGAGAACAGCAGCCCAGAUUCAAAGAAGCACAGGACUUGUGCCAUGACUUAGUGUUCACUGUUUGUAAAAUAAGAUUGAAUUAAUGAUGACCAAAUCAUGCCAAGAGUUUACGGCUGAGUGUGAAAUCUCAUUGGCACAAUUGGUAAUUAUUAUCAAUCUAUUUAUAAUUAAACUUGAGGCCAUAAAAAUGUCUGAUAUUUUUUAACAUUUCAAAGCUACAAAAUAAAUGAAUAACCAUGAGUACAGAAAUGGUCAUCCAAAACUGUAAUAGAACCAAUUAGAGGGUCAAGGAGAUGUAUUAUUUAUACACAGAAAAGGAACUUGUAUGUUUUCUCUUAUUUUUCUCAUUUGCCAAUAAUCUGUAGUUUUAGGUUGUCAAACAAGUACAUCAAUUUAACUCACUAGUCCACUGGAAAAAAAGCAAUCUUCCUAAUAGCCUACCCUGCUAGCAUGAACUACAGAAAAGACUUCUCAAGUUACAGUUUUAUGAAACACAUCAAUCAAUAAUGCUUGUGUUCUAAUAAUUGUGUUCUAGUCAAUUAAUGUAUGGGGACAUAUUGAAACAAUAUCGGUGCAUUAGUGAAACAAAAAAUGGAAAUAGACAUGGUAUUCAGAUCAGAAAAGCACUUAAUCUGACAAAUGUCUUUCUGGUGCCAUGAUACUAUAACUUGCAAUGUAGAGUUUGUGGAAAAAAUAAAGGAAUAUGUUGUUAGAAGAUGUUGAUUUUAAGAGCGAAUAGGACUGAAAUGUAUGUAUUAGUCAAUCCAGUUAAUUGCACACUCCUAAUAUAUUAGCACUUUAGCAAUAAGUCUGCUCUCUGUGGUCCUCACCCCCCUAGCAUCACCAGCUGGUCCACGUGGAUGGCCAUAGAUCAAAUGGAAAAAACAAUAAUGGCUCAUUAUCCUACAAGGCACUGCCACAUCAGAGUGCCCUCAAGUCUAACACUGUGAGGAAAACUGUGAUUUGUAAAUAAAACAGAGCAUUCUUUUUUUUUUUUCAUUUUCCUUUGGUACAUCCAAUGAACAACUAAUUUUUAUUGAGGUGCUAUCAUCUUCAGUGAUCAACUGUCAAAUGUGGUAUUUCUGAGUUACUAUUUUAUUCUACAUGAUUUUUCAAUUUGCAAGAAAAAACUCAAGUUGUUUUCUUCUUUUCUUGUUUGGUUUGUUUUGUUUUUUGUCAAGGCUGGGCACGACUUGAUACUCAAGGUUAGGGAAAUAGCAUCUAAUGGUCAUUUUGAUCAGUAGUGUUCGGUGACAUAAGCUGUAUGUACAUCGAGGAUAUUUAAGGUGACAUCAAAACUUGAAGAGUGUCAGGCUGGAGUAGCAUAUUUUUAUAUGAGUCACGUUUCAUCACUUACUAAGACAUCAGCAUUCCUUUCAAACAUUCCUUUCAAACACACUUGUUUGGUUCUUACAUACAAACAAAAUUUUGUGUGUAUUUGGCCUGACUUUGUUUACGCUUUGCUAUAUUUUAUGUCCUUAGUAAACAUUUGGCUUCUAUAUCUGCCUUUGCUUUAACAAUUCACAAUGUAUUAGAAGCACUUCACCCCAUACUGAGAGCAUAUUGAGAAUAGAAGAUUACACUGCGUGUGACUUUGUGAGGUUAGACUUUUGAUUAAGAAAUAUAUUACUGUUUCCGGAUGGUGGUUAUGCAUUACACACUUAGGCAUGACAUAAAUGUAGGAAGUGACAAAUACUGCUUACAUUUUAGUACGACAUAUUUGUCAGAGAAAAUCAUGCACAUGCUUUGUAAAUAGAUUGCAGCAAACUAAGCAAAUUGGCUUUCAAGGUUGAGUAAAAUAUUAAAGAUUUACAUGUUGCUUAUAAUGCAAGAUGUAAAAUGUACUCGUAAGCUUCUUUCUACUCUCAAUUUUCCAGAAGUGAUGAUAUUUUUUCAGUAAAAAUAAUGCAGUUGAAAAACCAAAAAUCUUGGAAGACUAAGAUGGGUCUCGUUUAAAAUGUCUCUUCAGCUUUGGCAAAUUUCAAACCUGAAUCAACGAUUGAAAGUGUUAGUGUGUUUUCUUGCCUGCAUUCCACAAUAGUUCUGUUAUUCAGGUAAACCACUUGAACUGAGUCAUUUGGGAUCUUUAUUGUAAUAUUUUUCAUUGAGAAACAAUAUCCUAUUUUGUAAAGCAUUUCCCUAUGUGUGACUUUAAACUGUAAAAUUAAACAUUGGCUUUGUGGUUUCAGUGGGCAUAAUAAAUGUAAUUGUAAACUAGGUUAAAGUAUGUACUGCAUAUAAUAUGUUUUAGAGUUGAAAACUAUUGUCCACUUAAUUUAAAUAUUCUCAUAACAGCAGUAGGACCAAAUCAGGUUUUAAGGAAACUCGAAGCUCCAUGUAAUUUCUACCAUCCUUCAUCCACUUUGGCAUAAACAAUUAAUGCUUUCUCUGUCUUAGAGUACCAUGGAACUACUGCUUCAAGUUUUCUUAGCAGAUUGCUACCCCUAAGUCUGUCUAGUGUCAAAAUUCUGGUAUUAAAUUAGAAACAGCAAGCAAC